AUGUCCCGCGAACUCGACAACGCCGCACCGACCAUCUUCGCGACGUCCUCCGCGCGCCGGCGCGAAGGCCUCUGGGGGGACGCGUACGCCGCCGAGGCUGGCGCCGUUGAGGCGGCCUCGAGCGACGAGGAGCUCGAGGAGAUUGACGCGCACGAGGUGUUUGACCUCCUCCGCUCGAUCACCGACCCCGAGCACCCCGUCUCGCUCGAGCAGCUGCGCGUCGUGUCCCGCGACGAUAUCCACGUCGGCGGUAACCGCGUGCUCGUGUACCUCACCCCCACGAUCCCGCACUGCUCCAUGUCGACCUUGAUCGGCCUCUCCCUCCGCGUCCGCCUCCUCCGCGCCCUCCCCUCGCGCUACCGCGUCGACAUCCGCAUCAAGGAAGGCACCCACCAGUCCGAGCACGCCGUCAACAAGCAGCUCAACGACAAGGAGCGUGUCCAGGCCGCACUCGAGAACUCGCACUUGCUCCAAGUCGUCGAGGGGUGUUUGGCCACUGCUGGCCAGCGCGGCUUGGCGACGGCCGCUGCCGAGACCGAGUAG
Molecule: messenger RNA, 543 nt
Organism: Vanrija pseudolonga
Lineage: Eukaryota; Fungi; Basidiomycota; Tremellomycetes; Trichosporonales; Trichosporonaceae
Gene: Fam96b
Product: Mitotic spindle-associated MMXD complex subunit MIP18
Exons: 3
Coding region: 1-543 (180 amino acids)
Biological process (GO): iron-sulfur cluster assembly
Source: RefSeq, a predicted model, not a curated record